AUGGAGCUCAAAGUAUGGGUGGAUGGAGUCCAGAGAAUUGUGUGUGGGGUCACCGAAGUCACAACAUGCCAGGAAGUUGUAAUAGCCCUUGCUCAGGCUAUUGGCCGCACCGGGAGGUACACGCUGAUCGAGAAGUGGCGGGACACCGAGCGGCACCUGGCGCCGCACGAAAACCCCAUCGUCUCGCUGAACAAGUGGGGGCAGUACGCGAGCGACGUGCAGCUGAUCCUGCGCCGCACCGGGCCCUCCCUGAGCGAGAGGCCGACUUCGGACAGCGUGGCUCGCAUCCCGGAGAGGACUCUGUACCGGCAAAGCUUGCCUCCCCUGGCCAAGCUGAGGCCUCCCGGCGACAAGUCCAUGAAGAGGAGGGAGCCGAAAAGGAAAUCCCUCACCUUCACCGGGGGGGCCAAAGGCUUAAUGGACAUCUUUGGGAAAAGCAAGGAAUCCGAGUUCAAGCAAAAGGUGCUCAACAACUGCAAGACAACAGCGGACGAGUUGAAGAAAUUGAUCCACCUCCAGACGGAGAAACUUCAGUGCAUUGAGAAGCAGCUGGAGUCCAACGAGGCCGAGAUCCGCUACUGGGAGCAGAAGUAUAACUCCAGCCUGGAAGAAGAAAUCCUCAAGCUAGAGCAGAAGAUCAAAAGGAACGAAGUGGAGAUUGAAGAGGAAGAGUUCUGGGAAAACGAGCUGCAGAUCGAACAGGAGAACGAAAAACAGCUGAAGGAGCAGCUGCAGGAGAUGAGGCAGAGGAUCCUGGAGUGCGAGAGCAAGCUGAAGGACUACGUGUCUCAGAUCCACAACAUGGAAAGCGGCCUCGAAGCUGAAAAGUUGCAGCGGGAAGUUCAAGAGUCCCAAGUGAAUGAAGAAGAGGUCAAGGAAAAGAUUGAGAAGGUGAAGGGUGAAAUUGACAUUCAGGGCCAGCAGAGUCUGAGGUUGGAAAAUGGCAUUAAAGCCGUAGAAAGGUCUUUGGGCCAAGCUACCAAACGGUUACAGGAUAGGGAACAAGAACUGGAGCAACUGACAAAGGAGCUGCGACAGGUCAAUCUCCAACAGUUCAUCCAGCAAACAGGAACGAAGGUCACGGUGCUGCCAGCAGACCCCGUUGAGGUGGAGGCGCCGCAUGUGGAGCUCGAGAGAGAACCAACAUUUCAGUCUGGGUCACUGAAGCGCCCUGGUUCAUCGAGGCAACUCCCCAGUAACCUUCGGAUUCUACAGAAUCCCCUGUCGUCUGGUUUUAACCCGGAGGGCAUUUAUGUAUGACAGUACCGUACCUCUUCUGGAGAGGACCUAGCAAGGUACCCCGGACAAAAUACACUUUUGUUUUAUUCUGCCAAUAAUGAAUGGAAGAAGAUUUUUUUUCUUUUUGUUAAGCCACCAUAUUUUUUUUUUCUUCUUCCUCCAACACACCACUUGGAGCCAUACCCUGUGCACUGAUGCUAAAGAGACAGAGGAACUCUCUCGUUUCAUAUUUGGCAAGGAUGAACUUGCUGUGAACAUAGCUAGAGUGCAAAAACCUUCGCUUGUUUUUGCCACUUCAGAAGUGUUUGGGAAAGUAUUGUUCCAUGUAUAGGCAUAAAUAAAAGACUGAGGGUGAAGGAAACCAUGUAUGCAACUUACCCGAGGUUUAAUUUAUUCCCUUUAGUCAAUGGACGUGUGAAUGUUGACCUUUUAUAUUUUUAUUUUUAAUUUGUGAAUAAUCACGUAUGGCUGUAUGUCAGUCUGACAAGGUGACUUUAAUUUGCGUGUACAACCAUCCGCCAUUUGAUCAAGUACAACAACUUGCAAUGCAGAGUUUUGUGGAGUGCCGAACCAUUAAAAUGGUUUCUCACCACUGACUUUGUUAAUUUCUGUUGUGGGUCAUAAUAUGUCAUGUUCCAGCCAUUGCUACCUUUUAAGGCUUGAAAAGCGUGCUUGUGGGAUUUACUUGCUGUUGAAUCUGCCUUGAAUGAAGCACCUAGUGUUCAAAAGAUUUAUGGAAUUUAAACCUUGGCUUGGUAAAAAUAUUUCCAGCAUAUGAUUGAGGAUGCACUAGUUAGAUGAUAUUUUAUUAUAUAGAAUGUAUAUUUGAAAUAUUUUGCCACAUUGUAUAUGCCUUUUGAGAAAAGAACAAUGUAAGAAGUUGUCUUCAUAUAUCUUACCAAAAGACAGUAGGAGGCUUUCA
Molecule: messenger RNA, 2161 nt
Organism: Nipponia nippon (crested ibis)
Lineage: Eukaryota; Metazoa; Chordata; Aves; Pelecaniformes; Threskiornithidae
Gene: RASSF8
Product: Ras association domain family member 8
Biological process (GO): signal transduction
Source: RefSeq, a predicted model, not a curated record